Molecule: messenger RNA, 4782 nt
Organism: Clunio marinus
Lineage: Eukaryota; Metazoa; Arthropoda; Insecta; Diptera; Chironomidae
Source: the annotation of a GenBank genome assembly
GAGUCUAUUCUGUGAUUGCUGACUGAUUAAGUUCGAAAAAUAAUAAACUCAGGAAAUCACAUAAUUAAGAUUCAACAAAAAUUUCUCUUGACAUUGAAACAUCUGAAACAUCCAUAACAAGAAAAGUCGCUUCCUGAUUAUUUGUGAAUGUGCAAUUGCGUUAUCAGUAGCUAACCUCAUAUAAUCUUUAACUAAAGUUUUUGGAGUCGUUUUAUGUGAAUACAUAAUUGAAGUAUAAUAAAAGAUCUACUGAAGUUCGAGAAAAUGUCACAAAAGCAAUCGAAAAAUUCAGUUCCAAGUCUUUACUUCGCCAGUCUUCAACAUUUUGUCAAUCAAAUGAAUUACACAGUAGAUUGUCUCAACAAGAUUCCUCAAUUACGGUUGUUACCUCCUGCCAUUCUCUCCGAUAUUUACUGCGAGAUGGCAGAAAAUAAAGAUCUUCGUGAUGGUCUUCUUGUUGAGCUCUCUGAUGUCGAUCUGUUUUGCAAGCUGAUCAAAUAUCAAUUGAUACGCGACAACAUGCUGAAGAUAUUCAAGCUUUUAAUGACCAAUAACAAGCCGCUUGUAUCAGAAUUGCAACGAAUCUUCGUUCAACGAGGGCAAUUGUUGCUCUCAGAACAAAUUGAUCAAAUGAGGAAUUCCAAGCUUAUAGCUAAUGAAGUUGACAUGGAUACAGAAGACUCAACAACUGAAUUUAUCAACGACGAUUAUCAACUUAGUCGCCAAUAUCGUAAAGAAAUAGAUAAGGGAUUACGUCUUGGAACAUUUCUGUACGAAUCUGGAUGGCUCGAUGACAGUCUGAAAGUUCUCAAAGUGACAAAAUCAAUGAUUAAUCAACUAGGCGAAGAUUAUCAGAAGCUUCUUCUCAUGCUCAGCUGUCUUCAGAAGCUUCUUCAUGUUCAAGCACUCUUCUGUUGUUAUAAAGACGCAUCAAUCACAACAUCCCAAGCGCUUAAUCUCAUUGAGAAGAUUCACAACAUUUACAGCGAAAGCGGAGUUCCCGAAAGCCUUUUAGCAAAUAUUUAUCAUGAGCUUUCUGUGUUGCAUUUCAACCGCUCAGAAUAUGAUUUAAGUUAUAAAUGGGGUGUUAAGGGAUUAGAAUAUCUUCGAAUCAAUACACCAGCGAAAAUUUCUGUUGAUGUUCUUCGUCAAGCAGCAAAAAGUUGUGUCGUUAAACGAAAAUUCCAAAUUGCCAAUUUACUCAUAAAUAGUGCUGUUCGUAUUGCUGAAAAUGCUUUUGGUGAUCAUCAUACAGUUUAUGCUGAUGCACUUCUUGACAAAGGUUUUUUCUUACUCAACGUCGAUUCCAUUAAUAAAAGCGUUGAAGUUUAUAUGGAAGCACUGAAGAUAAAAUGUUGCAUAUUCGGAGAAAAGAAUCUCAAUGUGGCCGUGAUUCAUGAAGAUCUAGCUUAUGCUUUAUAUGUUUAUGAAUAUUCUCGUGGUCAUUUCAAUAUGGCACGAUUUUAUGUUGAGAAAGCAAUUCAAAUAAUGUCUGAACUUGCACCAUCAAAUGAAAUUAUGCUGGCGUCAGCGAAAAGAGUGAAAGCGUUGAUUCUUGAAGAGAUUGCUUUAGACAACAUGGUGACGCCAAAUGCAAGAGAUUUUAAAGGAUUAUUAAAAGAGUCUGAAGACUUACAUCAAUCAGCAUUGCAACUGUCACUCGAUGCUUUUGGUGAGAUUAAUGUUCAAACUGCCAAACAUUAUGGAAAUUUAGGAAGAUUAUACCAGUCGAUGACAAAGUAUGAAGAUGCUGAAGACAUGCAUCAACGAGCGAUCAAAAUAAAACGCGAUCUUUUAGGUGAUUACGAUUAUGAAGUUGGACUUAGUAUUGGACAUCUUGCGUCACUUUAUAAUUAUCACAUGAAGAAAUAUCGCGAAGCAGAAGAUCUUUACUUGAAAAGUAUUCAUAUCAGCUUAAAACUUUUCGGCCAAACGUACUCGGGGUUAGAGUAUGAUUAUCGUGGUUUAUUGCACGUGUAUGAAGAGCUCCAUGACAAUGAAAAUUACAUGAAAUUCUGUGAUGUUCUCGAUGAGUGGCGAAUUUUAAGAUCAGAUGAGAGAAAAAAACCAAGGUUUAUUGAACUUAGCGAAGAUGCAACAGUUGAAGACGUCACGAAGAAGUUUUUCGAAAUGUCUGCUGAAUCUUAAAUGCUAAAUCGAAUGAAAUUUCAAGAAAAAAAACAAAAUAAAUUAAAUAUGUGAUUAUGUGAGUCAUAAAAAGCGUAAAAUCUAGUUAUCUCAACAUGAAAAGUUCAUUAUUGAUUAAGUGAAAGCAUCAGGACCGUUAAUUAUCGUAAUAUCAUGAACAGAAUUCUUUUUUGUAAAACUUAAGAAAUUCGAACAAACUGCCUUAAAAAUUGAAAUUUGUCAGCGCCAUGCUUUGAUUUCAUGAAUUUCAUACAACAACAAAUCAAUAUCAAUGCUUGACUAAUUCCCAGAUUUCGGUGUACUUAUUAGAAGUUUCUAAUGAAAUAUCUUCUUAUUAAAUUCUAAUCCAAAGGAUGAAAUUUUGUAGAAAUAUUUUUCUUUUAGAUAAACAAUUGAAAAUUUCCUUAGAAUUUGCUUCGACAUCAAUCAAAGAUUUGUCAACCUACACAUUUCUGACGAUUAUUUUUAAUGUUCGUCAGAAUUGUUAUGACAUAUUGAGAUAAAAAAAAAUACCCGAAGAUGGAUGAUGGAUAAUGAAACAAAAAAAUAAUAAACAGAUAGAAAUUACUUGAUUAGUCAUUUUAUGGAAAAGUAAAAAAGAAAACCUUUGCAAUCGUAGAUAUCAACAAAUUUAAUGCGCAAUAUUUUCCAUAACAUUCUCUCGGAGAUGCCACUCUGAAGGAUGGUUUUGUGAUUCAUGAAGAUUAGAAUCUGAAAUAAAUUCUUAAUGGCAAAAGAGAAUUUAUUUUGAGAAGCGACGUUCAGAAAUACAUUUCGCAGAAAAAGCUACUUAUUUCUGAUUAUUUCCUUAGUGAUCCAUCAUCUUAUUUACGUCGUCAACAGAAAGCAAAAGAAGAAAAAUAUAAAUUUUUAAAUUUAAAAUUGUAAUAAACUCAUAAGGAUAUUUUAUGACGAUAUUUUCAAAUAUUUACAAAUAAAAACAAAAUAAAAUUUCUAUAGUCAAAACCAACACGUUGAAUCUCAAUCAAUUUUUCAUGGUGGCAUUUGUGAAAUAAAAGAUGAAACAAGCAAUUAAAUAUUUAUGAAGAAAGAAAGCUGAAAAAAAAAUUUUUUAUGAAUAAAAUUUUUUGUUUUUAAUUUGUUUUGGAAUAUUGUCCAUAAUUUAUUAGUUAAAAAAGUUUUGAAGAAGAAAAUUGAAUGCAAUUAUGAGUUGAAUUGUUGUGUCGUUACCGUCGAAUCAACUCUUCUUUUUCUCGCGUCAAAAUAUGUCUAACAAAAGAUUCUUUAUCGCGACGAUCGUAUUUCACUUGUAUGGAGUUCGUAAUUGCGAAAAUGAGAAUUUAUUUGUCCUUCUUUUGAUUAAUUUUUUUGCAGUUCAUUGUGAUUUGAACAGAAUAAACUUUUUUUUGCUGUUUUACGUUUUUCUAAUCAAAAAAUGCCAUUGGUGAUAAGAAUCAUGAAAAGAUCAUCAAAACUAAGCCUCGUAUCUUAUCAGUACGAAAUAUGAAGCCAAUGGCUAAACAGAAUCGAUUAAUAAAAUGUUGAAAGUGCAAAAAUUUAUAAUUGUAAUUUGUGUCGCAAUUUUUUAUCAGUUUUUUAUCCAAAUAAAAAUAAAAAAAAUUGAAAUGAAACAUUUUGCCUUCUUUUCUUCUCUUUAAUUAACGAGUAAGUUAAUCAUUUUAUCUGGCUAGAUAUUUUCCAGAUAUUUCUUUCCUUUCUUUGUUAUCUUUAUUGCCGCCAUUCGGCAGCCUAUUUAAAUGCUAUUUGAUUAUUUUAUCUAAGUUAAACAAGAGGAAUGCGAGAUAAACUUGUAAGAAACACUACGUAAGGGAAAAUAUUUUAGGUAAUCGGUGGAAUCUUUGGAGUUUGCUAAUACAAACUCGUAAGUGAAUAGUUUCAUGCUUUCCGCUUCCAUCUAGAACAUGACAAUGAAGGAAAUUGGUAUAAAUCUAUCUGACGGAUGUUCUUUCAAGGAUGGAUGGUCGGUUGUGCAAAUAUUUAUUAAAAUAUUUAAUAAAACAAACUUCAAGAUUCAUGUCAUUUGUGACGUCAACGAAAUAUUUUCUAUCAUAAGAAAUGACCAUAAUUUUUUAUCGCUAUGGAUUUCACUCUCAAAUAUCUAUCAAUAUAUCAGCUUGGAACUGAAUUAUCGCGAUAAAAAGGAAGUGAGAGACAGAGAAUUAUUAAUACUUUGUAAUUUUACGAGAAAUCGAUUUCAGUUGUUUGCAAGUUUUCCUUCUGGUUUUUUCUUUCAUAAUAAUAAUAUUUAAUAACAUUUAGUUUCAUUGUUUUUUCAAUAUGUCUUAGCAUCAAAUACUUCUUAUCUUUAAAUAGAACUUCGUUAUGUCGUUCACCUUAAUUCCGAAAAAAUAAUCGACUAUGUCUCUGUCUUCAUCAAUAUAUCUAAUUUUAAAUAUAAUGAUUUAAAUAUGGAUUAAAGUUUCGAGUUAAAUAUUCAUUAUUCUUGUAUAUAUAUUUAAAUUUUUCUUUCUUUCUUUAAUUUUUGGUGUCAUCUUCAUAUUGAAUGUCUUUAAUUAUAUUUCACUUAUCUAAAUAUCUUAACAUUUUAAAGGCUUACAAUCUAUUAAUACUUUUUCUGAAUUGAAGUGAAAUGCAAAACAUAAUUCAACAAAGAACAUAAAAUUGAUGCCAAAGUUCAAUCUUUCACUUUUA